GAGACAAUGGAGAGGCCUUCCUUGGAAUUUAACCUGCCUGAUACUCAUGAAGAAGGAAAACUUUAUGUAGUUGAUUCCCUAAACAACCUAAACAAGUUAAAUGUUUGUCCAGCUGAGUCCCAGCAUUCACUAGACCAGGAAGACAACACUGGUGGUGCUGGAGAAAGUAUGGCAGGGAGCAACACAGGAAACCAGCGUUUGUUCUUCGUCACCUUUGUUCUUACUCUGACCGUCAGUUUGGCGCUUGUUUCAUUUGUAAUAUUCUUAAUAUUUCAAACUAGAAAUGAGGUGGACCAAAUAUCAAGCAGACUACUAUCUGAAAAGAAGAAUAUAGAAGAGCUGAAGAAACUUAACAAUAUGAUAUUAAAGCAUCUGAAUCAAUCCAGAAUUAAGGAAAAGCCUUCUGAUCUUCAUGCUUACUUUUUCACCCAUGCUGAACUCAAAGUCCCUGGAGAAUGA
This is a messenger RNA of Zonotrichia leucophrys gambelii, 459 nucleotides long. It is a transcript of the gene LSMEM1, whose product is annotated as leucine rich single-pass membrane protein 1. The transcript is spliced from 3 exons. Lineage: Eukaryota; Metazoa; Chordata; Aves; Passeriformes; Passerellidae. The coding region runs from base 7 to 459 and encodes 150 amino acids. The record is from RefSeq and is a predicted model, not a curated record.